Molecule: messenger RNA, 1470 nt
Organism: Ailuropoda melanoleuca (giant panda)
Lineage: Eukaryota; Metazoa; Chordata; Mammalia; Carnivora; Ursidae
Product: zinc finger protein 396-like
Exons: 3
Coding region: 886-1470 (194 amino acids)
Source: RefSeq, a predicted model, not a curated record
UGAGGCCCCUUCUGAGCCCCUAGGCCGCGGGGAGAAGCGUCGUCCCCCGAGGGUGGGAGGAGGCGGCUGCGGACCUCUGCACCGUCGCGAAACAGCCCUCCCGGCUCCUCCCUCCGCGCACCGCCUCUUUAUACCCGCCCCGACUCCUGUCGCCCCCUGGCGCCUCCCGCGGCCGCUACCUGGUCCCGCACCUCCUGACCCCUCACGCCGCGUCCGCACGCCCCUCCCUUCGUCCUCCCGGCGCAGCCCCGUGGCGCGGGCCACCGCCUCCGAACCCGCUCGGCCGCCAGCCGGCGCGCGCUCACCUGCGCUCCUCGCAGCGUCCCCCGCUCCCGCGCGCCGCCCGCAGUCUCGCGGGGCUGCGACCCGCGCGGGAGGGGCGCUGGCGGGGCGGGGCCGGUGGGCGACGUGUCCGGGGACCCUCGGGCGCCAGCCCUCUGCGAGCCGGCCCGCUGGAGGAGGGAUUUUGGCGUGAGAGUCGGUCCUCUGCGUAAGGACCGCGGAUUCGGGGCUCUCAGCGAAGCCUCCCUCCAGGGAGCCGGCUCGUGACUGGCCCGCGUGCGGUGUUGGAGGUUCGGUCUCCCCGUCUCCUGUGUAGCGCCGAGAGCUGCUGUGCAGGCGGCACGCGUCGGCUGCUGGUGCUGAAAAGGCAGAGUGCGCCCCUGCCGCCCCCCUCUCUCCGUUGACUUCCAGAGGCUGCUUUAGUUUAUGGUCCCUCAAUGUAACGCCCCCAAACGGCUUCCAAACUCAAGGCCUCAACCCUUCCCGCCGCUCAGGUCUCGACUCUAGAGUCUGUCCCGGCCCAAUAUCAUCCGGGUCUGCUGCUCCGUCUCUGCACUGGGACCCCGGCCCCCGGCCUCUUGACCACGCAGCACCGUGGUCCAAAUGUUUGCAAAACUGAGAAAGUCAUCACUCCUUCCACAAACUCCAGAGGAGUCUGACAGCAUUCUGAUAGUGAAGAUGGAAGAGGAAGAGCCAGCCUGUGAUCUGGACUCCAGCCUCCCCUGGAGCUGCUGCUGCAGUCCAGAGACCUUCCGCCAGUGUUUCAGGCAGUUUGGCUACCAGGAGUCCCCUGGGCCCCGGGAGGCUCUGAGCCGGCUCCGGGAACUUUGCUACCAGUGGCUGAGGCCGGAGGUGAACUCCAAGGAGCAGAUCCUGGAGCUGCUGGUGCUGGAGCAGUUCCUGGCCAUCCUGCCUGAGGAGCUGCAGGGCUGGCUGCGAGAGCACCGGCCCGAGAAUGGAGAGGAAGCCGUCACUCUGCUGGAGGAGCUGGAGAAAGAUCUUGACGGGCCAGCUGAGCAGCGAAGCCUCCCUCCAGGGAGCCGGCUCGUGACUGGCCCGCGUGCGGUGUUGGAGGUUCGGUCUCCCGGUCUCCUGUGUAGCGCCGAGAGCUGCUGUGCAGGCGGCACGCGUCGGCUGCUGGUGCUGAAAAGGCAGAGUGCGCCCCUGCCGCCCCCCUCUCUCCGUUGA